This is a messenger RNA of Humulus lupulus (European hop), 4576 nucleotides long. RefSeq lists its product as uncharacterized. The coding region runs from base 174 to 4319 and encodes 1381 amino acids. NCBI's taxonomy places the organism in Eukaryota, Viridiplantae, Streptophyta, Magnoliopsida, Rosales, Cannabaceae. The transcript is spliced from 7 exons. The record is from RefSeq and is a predicted model, not a curated record.
CUUAGAAUCUCUCUCUCUCUCAUAUAUGUCUUUCAAAAUUUGCUACAUUUGUUCUUCAUCAUAUUGAUCAAGCUCGCCCAUUUUUUCCGUUUUCCCAUUUUUCUAAAACAAAAAUUCAGAAAACGCUUUUCGGAAAAAGCUCAGAAUCAUCAAAGCUUUGGUAACUCAGUAAAAUGGAAGAAGAAACACUAGCGAGUUUAGAAAUUCCGGUGACAAAAUCUGUUGAUGGCGCUGAUGCCAAUGUCGACACCAUUAAGGGAGUAAAUGGGGACCUGAAAUCAGUAGAGAAAGAAGUGAAGAAAGAAGAGGAGGAAAGCAUGGAUGAUGGUGAAUUCAUUAAAGUUGAGAAGGAAUCACUGGAUGUCAAGGACAGUUCUGUUACUGUUGAAACAGCAUCUGCAGAAGAGAAGUCUGUUGUUAUUGAAAGGAGUUCAAGCAAUUCCAGUAGAGAAAUACUAGAAGCCCAAGAGAAGGUGAGAGAACUUGAGAGUGAGAUUGAAAGAUUAGCUGGCAUACUGAAACACUCAGAAUCCGAGAAUUCACAGCUGAAGAAUGAGGUUUCUGUUACAAAGGAAAAGCUGGAAGAAAGUGGACACAAGUACGUGGAGCUUGAACUCAGUCAUAAGAAGUUGCAAGAGCAAAUCGUUGAAGUUGAGGAGAAGUACGGUUUGCAGCUUAAUAUGUUACAGGAGGCAAUCCAAGGACAAGAAACCAAGCACAAGGAGUUGGUUGAGGUUAAGGAAGCAUUUGAUGGUAUUAACCUUGAGCUCGAAAGCUCUAGAAAGAGAAUGCAGGAGUUAGAGCAAGAGCUACAGACUUCAGCUGACGAGGCACAAAAGUUUGAGGAGCUUCACAAGCAAAGUGGCUUACAUGCUGAAUCUGAGACAAAGAGAGUGUUGGAGCUUGAGAGUCUGCUUGAAGUGUCGAAAUUGAGUGCAAAAGAGGUGGAAGAUCAGGUGGCUUCUAUGCAAGAGGAACUCAAGGGCUUGUAUCAAAAGAUCACUGAAAAUGAGAAGGUUGAAGAAGCAUUGAAGUCCACAGCAGCAGAGCUUUCUACGGUCCAUGAGGAGCUGGCACUUUCGAAAUCCCAAUUGCUGGUCUUGGAGCAAAGACUUUCUUCAAAAGAAGCACUUGUCAAUGAGAUGAGCCAGGAGUUGGAACGGAAAAGAACUCUGGAAUCUCAGAUGAAGGAGGAGAUUUCAGGUCUUGAAGGCUUGGCUUCUUCGACAAAAGAACAUCUUCAUACAAAAGUUUCUGAACUGGAAGAAACUAAAUUGAAGCUUCAAGAGGAAUUGGCUGCGAAGGAAUUGAUCGAAUCUUCAGUAAAAUCAUACGAAACACAAGUCUCUAAUUUUCAAAAGGAAUUGGCUAAAGUGCUUGAUGAAAAGAAUGCUCUUGGCGCAUCUGUGGUCGAGCUGACUGCUAAUCAAGAGAACUUGAAGGAAUUGUGUAAAGAUUCUGAGGAACGAGUGAAGCAAUCAGAUGAAGAAAUCUCAAAAGUCAAUACUCUUUUGUCUCAAGCUAUGUCGAACAAUGCUGAGCUUGAACAGAAACUGAAGUCUUUUGAAGAUCGUCACAUUGAAUCAAGUGCUACUGCUGCAACUGCUACUCAAAGGAGCCUUGAGCUUGAGGAUAUUGUCCAGUCUGCAAAUGCAGCAGUAGAAGAAGCAAAAUCACAACUGAGAGAGCUUGAAACACGCUUUAUAGAAGCAGAAAAAAAGAAUACGGAGCUUGAGCAACAGCUAAACUUGGUAGAACUUAAAAGCACUGAUGCUGAGAGAGGAAUGAAAGAAUUCUCCGAAAAAGCAUCUCAACUCAAUGUUUCGUUGAGAGAGGUUGAGGAAGAAAAGACACAGCUGAGUAGUCAAAUGCAAGAAUAUCAAGACAAGAUAGCCGAGCUGGAAUCUGCCUUAAAUAUGUCAUCUUCGAAGAAUUCAGAGCUUCAGGAGGAGUUGAAGAUUGCUGUGGCAAAAGGUUCUGAACAUGAGGAUAGAGCAACUAUGAUCCAUCAAAGAAGUAUUGAACUGGAAGGCUUGUAUCAGACAUCUCAUUCAAAAGUGGAGGAUGCUGGUAAAAAAGUAAGUGAGUUGGAGUUGUUACUUGAAGCAGAAAAGUAUAGAAUUCAGGAACUUGAGGAACAGAUAAGCACAAUGGAGAAAAAGUGUCAGGAUACUGAAGCAGAUUCAAAGAAAUCUUCUGACAGGGUAACUGAUCUUCAAGCUGAACUCGAGGCAUUUCAAGUAAGAACAGAAAGUCUUGAAAUUGCAGUGCAAGCAGCCGAUCAAAAGGAAAAGGAAUUGAUUGAAUCCUUGAAUUUAGCUACAGAUGAGAAGAAAAAGUUUGAAGAUGCAUCAAGUAGUACAAGUGAGAAGUUUGCUGAAGCAGAAAAUCUAUUGGAAGUCAUGAGGAAUGAAUUGAGUCUAACACAAGAGAAUUUGGAGAGUGUCGAAAACAGCCUCAAGGCUGGCGGACUAAGAGAAAUUGAGAUAACAGAGAAGCUCAAAUCUGCAGAGGAGCAACUGGAGCAACAAAGAAGACUAAUAGAGCAAACAACUGAAAAGAACUCUGAACUCGAAAUGUUACAUGAGUCCCUGAAAAAAGACUCGGAGAUUAAAAUUCAAGAAGCAAAAACAAAUUUUAUGGAUCGGGAUACUGAAGCAAAAUCUCUGUUUGAGAAGCUGAAUAUUUUUGAAGAACAAGUCAAGGUUUAUCAAGAGCAGAUUGCUGAAACAGCUGGAAAAUCUGCUUCCUUGACAGACGAAUUGGAUCAGACUUCAAAGAAACUGGCUUCUUUGGAGAGUGAAAAUGAAGAACUAAGAAAACAGAACUUAGAAGCAGAAAAAAAAAUCUCUCAAUCCUCCUCAGAAAGUGAACUAUUAAUAGAAACAAAUGUUCAACUCAAAAGCAAGAUUGACGAACUUCAGGAAUUAUUUAACUCUACUCUUUCUGAGAAAGAAACAACUGCUCAACAACUUGAAUCUCACAAAAGUACUAUUGCAGAAUUAACAGAUCAGCAUUCAAGAGCCUUUGAGCUUCACUCUGCUACCGAAACUCGUUUGAAGAAAACAGAAACACAAUUACAAGAAGCCAUUCAGAAGUUCAGUCAUAGAGAUUUGGAAGCCAAUGAAUUGUCUCAGACGCUGAGUGAGCUAGAAGUCCAACUAAGAUUGUUCGAAGAACAGGCUCGUGAAGCCUCAACAGUUGCUGACACUAGAAAGUUGGAGCUCGAAGAAACUCUCUUGAAACUAAAAAAUAUUGAGAGCAGUGCCGAGGAACUACAAAGUAAAUAUGCUCAGUCUGAAAAGGAGGGCCGAGAGCUAUGGGAGACAAAUGCAAUGCUCAAUCGUGACGUGGCUGUGUAUGAGGUCAAACUAAGUGAUUUACAGACUAAACUUGCUGCAACUCUUGCUGAGAAAGAUGAAACAGAUGAACAGCUCCGCAGUUCAACAAAGAAUGUAGAAGAUUUAAAACAACAACUUACUUCUGAUGGGGAGAAACUACAAUCUCAGAUAUCUUCAGUUAUGGAUGAGAACAACAUGCUAAACGAAACAUUUCAAAAUGCUAGAAAAGAACUUCAGUCUACCAUUCUCCAGCUUGAAGGGCAUUUGAAAGAAACCAAAGAAAAUAUCGACGCUUUAAAAGCUGAAAACGAGUAUCUUAAGACUGAGAUUGCUGAAAAAUCUUCUCUACAAUCUCAUUUAAAGGAACUUGAGGAACAUUUGUUAAAAGCCGAAACUCAGCUAAAAGAAGAGGUUGAAAGGAAUCAAUCAGUUUCUGCUGCAAGAGAAGCAGAAUUUACAUCAAAGUUAGAGGAUCACACAAAUAAAGCCCGUGAUAUAAACUUAUUAGAUGACCAAGUUGUUCAACUUCAGAAAGACUUGCAACUUGCUCAGGCCACCAUUGCUGAAUUGAGAGAUGCCGACUCUAAAAAGGAUUGGGAACAAGAAGCAGCAAAGAAGCUUUCUCAGGAUGAAAUUGAAGCAAAGAACAAACAAAUAACAUUUCUCGAGCAUCAUGUCAAGGAUCUUGAGCACAAGUUGCAGCUGGCUGAUGCCAAAAUAACAGAAAAGGGUGAUGGAAUCAAUCAAUCUGAGCUUAAAGAUGGUUUGGAAGUCAAAUCCAGGGACAUAGGAUUAAAUGUAUCUGCUCCUUCAAAACGGAAGAGCAAGAAGAAGUCAGAAGCAACAUCUGCACCGUCCUCUUCAUCGGAGGUCCGGACACAAACUGCCGAGCAUUCUCCUUUGAUGACCUUAAAAAUCACCUUGACUGUUGCUCUGGUGUCUGUGAUCAUUGGCAUCAUUCUUGGGAAAAGAUAUUAGCUUGGUAUCAUGGUUUUGGGUUUUGGCGCUUGAGUUUUUGUUUAUGGUUUCUUGUGUUUCAUAUUUUGAUAUAAGUUAUGCAGAGCAGAUUUUGAAAGCUUUCUUGUAUGCUUUCAAAAUUAAGGUUUUUGAGUUUGGUCAGGGAAUUUGUUUAAUCUUUAUCCCUUGUGCCUGUUUGGAAAGGAAAUACUAUUUAUUCAUGUAGUAUUCUUGUUUGUAUCUAGAUUUUUUUUAAUGGUAUUGCAGAUGUUCUCAGA